This is a messenger RNA of Trichoderma aggressivum f. europaeum, 510 nucleotides long. RefSeq lists its product as uncharacterized. NCBI's taxonomy places the organism in Eukaryota, Fungi, Ascomycota, Sordariomycetes, Hypocreales, Hypocreaceae. The record is from RefSeq and is a predicted model, not a curated record. Bases 1 to 510 code for a protein of 169 amino acids. The transcript has a single exon.
AUGAGGGCUCUCACACUGCUUGAGCUGCAGAAACGGUACCUAGCCACUCACUUGUCUACCAUUGACCCCGGAGGAGAUGACGAUGAAAUCGUGUGGGAUGAAUACUCGAGCCAAUUCAACGAGAUGCUCGACUUUGCCGAGGCAUCAAUGCAAAUUCAUGACUCGGAGGCGACAUCGAACAAACAUCCCCGCUUUCACAUGGAUACUGGUGUUUUACCUAUUCUAUUCGCCAUCAUCACCAGAUGCCGUGACCCCUUCAUCAGGAGGAGAGCCAUAGAGCUAAUGACCUGGAACCCAAUGCAGGAAGGUCUAUGGAACAGCGCUUUGGUGGUCAAGGCCGCAAAGAGACUUAUUAAUUUGGAAGAAGGCACUGUUAUCGUUGGAUGCUCAAAUGAUAUACCAGCUGAGGCGAGAGUCCAGGGCAUAUCUGUCUAUGCUGGUGAUGAGCGGCGUGUUGUGCUGCGAUUUUCUCAACCAUUGGGCUCCUGGCAGGAGUCAAUGAACUAUUAG